Molecule: messenger RNA, 2589 nt
Organism: Durotheca rogersii
Lineage: Eukaryota; Fungi; Ascomycota; Sordariomycetes; Xylariales; Xylariaceae
Product: methionyl-tRNA synthetase
Exons: 8
Coding region: 1-2052 (683 amino acids)
Biological process (GO): methionyl-tRNA aminoacylation
Cellular component (GO): cytosol; aminoacyl-tRNA synthetase multienzyme complex
Molecular function (GO): methionine-tRNA ligase activity; ATP binding
Source: RefSeq, a predicted model, not a curated record
AUGACCACAGGUCCGACCCCGUCGCGGCUCCCCCAGCCGGGCAAGCAGAACAUCCUGAUCACGAGCGCCCUGCCCUACGCCAACAACGUCCCUCACCUGGGCAACAUCAUCGGAAGCGUGCUCUCUGCCGAUGUUUUCGCUCGCUUUAGCCGCGCACGAGGCUUGCCCACCCUGUAUAUCUGCGGUACCGAUGAGUACGGCACCGCGACCGAGACCCAGGCCCUCGCCGAAGGCGUAGACCCUGCCACUCUGUGCACCAAGUAUAAUGCUAUCCACCGCGACAUCUACGCCUGGUUCCAGAUCGAUUUCGACAUAUUCGGUCGCACCCCUACCCCUCAGCACACCGAGAUCGUCCAGGCCAUCUUCAAGCGGCUUUGGGAGAACGGCUUUAUCGAGGAGCGGGAGACCGAGCAGGCCUAUUGUCCUGCACACUCUUCCUUCCUCGCCGAUCGCUUCGUCGAGGGCGAAUGCAGCCUAUGUCAUGCUGCUGGCGCCCGUGGUGACCAGUGUGACGGCUGUGGAAAUCUUCUGGACCCCUUAGAGCCGGUUGGGGAUAGCAAGGGGGAGAGCGGAGAAGAUAGGAAAGCGACGGGUUGGCUCAUUAACCCUCGUUGCAAGCUAGACGGUGCGACGCCGGAAAGACGGACAACGAAGCACCUUUAUCUCCGCUUGGAUGCUCUACAACCCGAGAUCAAGAGUUGGCUCGAAACAACUAGUAACAUAAAAGAGUGGAACUCCAACGCCAUCGCUAUCACCCAAUCGUGGAUUCACGACGGGUUAAAACCCCGUAGCAUUACGAGGGAUCUCCGAUGGGGUGUCCCAGUCCCCAAAGACACUCCCGGCCUAUCUAGCGAGGAUUUCGAGAACAAGGUCUUUUACGUCUGGUUCGAUGCCUGCAUUGGCUACCCAUCAAUCACCAAGUGCUAUACCGAUAGAGACGAUCCCUCGGGCAAGAACUGGGAAUUGUGGUGGAAGAAUCCCGGCGAGGUGUCCCUCUACCAAUUUAUGGGCAAGGACAAUGUUCCAUUCCACAGCAUCAUCUUCCCGGGUUCCCAGAUCGGGACGAGAGAAAAAUGGACUCAGGUCACCCGGCUGUCCACCACGGAGUAUCUCAACUACGAAGGCGGGAAGUUUAGCAAGUCCAAGAACGUCGGCGUAUUCGGCAACCGCGCGAAAGAUACCGGCGUCGAUGUGGACGUGUGGAGGUACUAUCUGCUGUCGCGACGUCCCGAAACCAGCGACUCUGAGUUUAGCUGGCGGGAGUUUGUCGAUGCCAACAAUAACGAUCUCCUCAAGAACCUAGGAAACUUUUGCAACCGAGUCCUCAAGUUCUGCCACACAAAGAUGGAUGCUGUGGUGCCGGAUUACCGCACCUACGCGGACCCGGAAAAUCUGCUAAAGCCGUAUAAGGAGGAGGUCAAUGCCCUGCUUCAGACUUACAUCUCCAACCUCCAAGCCACGAAGCUAAGAGCUGGUCUGUCCACAAUCCUCAGCAUAUCUGCGUUAGGCAACAAACUACUGCAGGACAAUAAGCUCAGCAACCAGCUCCUGUCAGAAGACCCGGAUCGUUGCGCUGCCGUGAUCGGCCUCGCCAUCAACCAACUGCACCUCAUCGCCAACGUCUUAUUCCCGUACAUGCCGGGAACAGCCGGCUCUAUCUUUACCCAGCUCGGUAUUCCCGGCUCGGGGAAUGAGCGAUUUUCCAUUCCGGACACGUGGGUGAGCGACGUCAUCGCCCCCGGCCACGCCAUCGGCGAGCCAAAAUUGCUCUUCUCCGCGAUCCCAACAGGAAAGGCGGAGGAAUGGCGCGAGGCGUUCGGUGGCGAGGAGCUGCGACGUCAGAAGGCGAUCGAGGCGGAGAAGGCGGCGGCCAAGAAAGCAGCCAAAGACAAGGAGAAGGAGAGAAAGCGGCUCAAGAAGCAGGGUCUCGCAGACGCUGCUAGCGGCGUGACAGCACAGGAGCCAUCAGAGCAGUUCAAGGACUUGAGCAUCCAGGGCGAUGGCGAGGGCGGGACAACAGGGGCGUCAAGGGAAGAAAAAGUGAAGGCAUAGCGUGUGGGUUGAGGGGAUUGAUUUUGUGUAGGUAUAACGGCGAGAGUGGCAGGGCGCUGGUAUAGAGGCAUUUGAGAAGCCGCCUUCGGAUUGCGACGUAGGUAGCAUAGGGACCAAUGCGGACGGGAUGCCGGGAUGCCGGGAUAACAAAGCGGCGGUUCUCGCGGUGGAUACCAGCGUGGCGGCGAUUUUCCCUUUCUUCUGGGGUUCUUAGCCAGACCGGGUGGGUAUAAAGCACCCGAGCGAAAGGAACCCAAGUGAGGAUAUUCCAUCCAUCUAAAUAGCUAGUUAUAUAUAGCUAGUUGCAUACAGCUGGCGAUAUAUAGCUAGCCAGGUAGAUAUAUGGGCAUUGUAGCAAUACGCCACAUCGGCGUCUCGACAGGCCGGGCGGGAGCGGGAGCGGGAGCGGGGGGCACCCAGGCGGAGCGCCGACCUCAGAAGUACCUCCUGUAUAUCCUCAAGCCACCGGCUCAAAGGGCUGCCCAGCACACAGAUCUCCUCGCCCUUGCAUAGCCCAUUGUCCCUACAUCUUUGCCC